Messenger RNA from Suncus etruscus (white-toothed pygmy shrew), 669 nucleotides. RefSeq names its product trafficking protein particle complex subunit 2 (gene TRAPPC2). Lineage: Eukaryota; Metazoa; Chordata; Mammalia; Eulipotyphla; Soricidae. The coding region runs from base 153 to 575 and encodes 140 amino acids. The record is from RefSeq and is a predicted model, not a curated record. Gene Ontology annotation, biological process: endoplasmic reticulum to Golgi vesicle-mediated transport. The transcript has 5 exons. Gene Ontology annotation, cellular component: cytoplasm; TRAPP complex; nucleus.
CUCGAAGCCACCCGAACCAUCUGGCUUUGUGCUGCGUCUCCAGAGCCAGAGCAGCCUCCCCCGGUGACCGUCCUCCACACUCACCUCUCCCCAGUCUUCAUGCUGUGCCUCCCUUGUCUCUUUGAAAGCUUCGGAACGCUCCAUCAACAACGAUGUCUGGAAGCUACUACUUCGUUAUUGUUGGCCAUCAUGACAAUCCAAUCUUUGAAAUGGAAUUUUUGCCGCCUGGAAAAGCUGAGUCCAAAGAUGACCACCGCCAUCUGAACCAAUUCAUAGCGCACGCUGCACUUGACCUCGUAGAUGAAAACAUGUGGCUGUCUAACAACAUGUACUUGAAGACUGUGGACAAGUUCAACGAGUGGUUUGUCUCAGCCUUCGUUACUGCAGGUCAUAUGAGAUUCAUCAUGCUGCAUGACGUAAGACAGGAAGAUGGGAUAAAGAACUUCUUUACUGAUGUCUAUGACUUAUACAUAAAGUUUGCAAUGAAUCCAUUUUAUGAACCCAAUUCUCCUAUUCGAUCCAGCGCAUUUGACCGAAAAAUUCAGUUUCUUGGGAAGAAACAUCUUCUGAGCUGAAUGCUGAAACAUGCAGAAACAGUGUUACUACAAUAGAAUAUACCUAGAAAAUGUGUAUAUGCUAAGUAACUUAAUUAAAAAGCCUAAGAAAAUA